Paramacrobiotus metropolitanus is the source of this 825-nucleotide messenger RNA. RefSeq names its product PR domain zinc finger protein 15-like. Bases 161 to 739 code for a protein of 192 amino acids. Gene Ontology annotation, cellular component: nucleus; cytoplasm. Gene Ontology annotation, molecular function: histone deacetylase binding; DNA-binding transcription factor activity; RNA polymerase II cis-regulatory region sequence-specific DNA binding. NCBI's taxonomy places the organism in Eukaryota, Metazoa, Tardigrada, Eutardigrada, Parachela, Macrobiotidae. Gene Ontology annotation, biological process: cell fate commitment; regulation of transcription by RNA polymerase II. The transcript is spliced from 3 exons. The record is from RefSeq and is a predicted model, not a curated record.
UACACUUUUUUUGCAGUGGAAUUUCAGAAUCGCUAGUAGUUUUUAUCUCCUUCUUCGGAUCUUCUUGCGUAUUGUUUUAUAUCUUUUUCGCAAAGUUCAGUUGUUACAGUAUUUCGGAUCAACCGUUCAGCUGCACUAGCAUUCUGCUGAAUCCCAAAGUAUGCAAGGCAGUUCGAACGCGCUGCCAUUACUGCCUGAUGGGCAGAGUUUUCACGACAGCCUCUAUUGCGAGAAGUGCCAGUGUUUCCUGCGAGAGCCCUGUUGGCAGCAUGCAGUGCUCGUGCAGGAUGAAUACAGUCUCCCGCUGGCCUUUGCUAGUUUGCCCGAUAUUUUGGCUUUCCAUCAUGACGGUCGACAGACUCAACACCAGAAUGUGUUGCAGCCUCCAGAGAACAGCAACAUUCCAUCGGUUGUGGCACGAACGGCCAUCCGUCCACAGACGAUGUUCGGACCCUUUAUAGCGCCUGUAUGCGAUGCCGGUGCAGCGCAUUCGCAGCAUUCGCAGACAUAUUCAUCGGCCGACGGGCAGUGUGUGACGUUCAAUCUAGAGAACGAUCGUUGGUGCAACUGGAUGAAGUUGGUCAGGACGGCUGACCACGGCCAACACAACCUCCGUGUCUUCAUCCGGGAACGGAAAGUCCGCUUCGCGGCCGUCAAGGUCAUUCUUCCCGGUGAAGAACUCACACUGGCGCUGUGUAAGCAGGAUAUCGAUCGGAAGGAAAUCAUCACGACCAUGUGAACUAUGUCGCAGUGUCUGUGGGUAAGACGCAAGUCGCAAGGCACUGAUGAAGUAUUGCUCAUACGCUUGUCUCUAUUACUAGUGGG